AUGGCAAACGAGAAGCCAGGAACCAUGUUUGGCGAGAUGUCCGGAAUCCAUGAUGCUUGCUUCAUCAUUACCAUAUGCAUGGCUCAGAUUCUGGCGCUGGCAGGUCUGGGUCAAGGAUUCACACCGUUGUACAUUGUUGGAGACAGCUUCAGCGUAACAAACGAUGGCGAGCUCAGCUGGUAUCUGGCAGCAUUCAGUCUGACUGUAGGGACGUUCAUUCUACCAUCCGAUCGGCUAGGAGACAUGUAUGGCCAUAAAAAGAUCUUCCUUGUUGGCACGAUUUGGUAUGGAAUUUGGUCUGUGAUCGCUGGGUUUUCCGUGUACUCCGGAACCAGUCGAUUUUCUGUAUGUCGCGGCUUACAAGGAAUUGGACCAGCCCUGAUGGUGCCAAACGCACUUGCGAUUGCUGGUAGAAGUUUCGAAGGAAAGAAGAAGAACUAUGUGUUCGCGUGCUUUGGAGCAUCAGCACCAGGAGGUUCUGUCCUGGGCGGAGUCUUCGCAGCGAUAUUCUCGGAACUGGUCUGGCGGCCUUGGACAUACUGGACAAUUUCGAUGAUUCUUCCUCCCGACGAGCAUGAAGCGAAGAACGACGGCAAAACACCAACCUUCGACUUUGCAGGAACAAUAACGGGCGUUACCGGCCUGGUCUUGUUCAAUUUCGCUUGGAAUCAGGCUGGUGUAGUUGGAUGGACAGUUCCAUAUACCUUCAUCCUUCUCAUUGUGGGUAUACUCUUCUUUGGAGCUUUCGUGUACGUCGAAGUCCACAUCGCCGAGUAUCCCCUGGUGCCCAUCAAAAUGCUCUCUAAGGAAGCCAUGUUUGCCCUUUCGAUACUUGCAUGCGGUUGGGCCUCAUUCGGAAUCUGGGUGUACUAUCUCUGGCAGCUUGUGGAGAAUCUGCGGCAUCACAGCGUCUUGUCCUCUGCAGCACAACAGAGUCCCGUCGCUAUCAGCGGUCUCAUUGCCUCUCUGGCAGUCGCCAUGGCAUGUUUCCUCACUGGGCAGAUCCUCAUUGCCACAACUCUAGUCUCACAAACGUAUUGGGCGCAAACGUUCGUUUCAGUGGUGAUAAUGCUAUGGGGUAUGGACAUGAGCUUUCCCGCAGGUACCAUCAUCCUAAGCAACGGCAUGCCUCGAGAGCAUCAAGGUAUUGCUGCCUCCCUCGUCAACACCGUGGUCAAUUACUCCAUAUCUUUAUCCCUUGGUAUAGCUGGAACGAUUAUUCGGCAGACGAACGAAGGAGGAGGAAACUCGCUUGGAAGCUAUCGCAAUGCUUGGUACUUUGCGAUCGGGCUCGAUAGUCUAGGAAUGGUGAUCGCGCUGUGGUUCUUUUGGGUAUCUGUGGUGCAGGGAAAGACGGUUAGUUAG
Messenger RNA from Mollisia scopiformis, 1365 nucleotides. Its product is annotated as MFS general substrate transporter. Gene Ontology annotation, molecular function: transmembrane transporter activity. The record is from RefSeq and is a predicted model, not a curated record. The coding region runs from base 1 to 1365 and encodes 454 amino acids. NCBI's taxonomy places the organism in Eukaryota, Fungi, Ascomycota, Leotiomycetes, Helotiales, Mollisiaceae. Gene Ontology annotation, cellular component: membrane. Gene Ontology annotation, biological process: transmembrane transport. The transcript is spliced from 7 exons.